CGGCAAGCUCACUUAGGAUCGUAUAAUCUGGCGUUGAAGUUCCAACCCGUCUUUUCACAUUGGCAGAAUACACGUCUUGAAUCGACACCUUCCCAGCCGUCACAAGCCAUCCCAAACGACAAUAUGACUCCUCGUGAACAGCCGUUGCAAAACGACUAUGAAUUCACCUUUGAUAAUCGAAUCGGCGGCACGCCACUUGAGACAGGUGAACCCGCCCCUUACAAAGUUUCGGAGCAUCUGCUAUGGGCUCCACGCAAGAUGAGGGUCGCCUCAAUUGGCGCGGGGGCCUCUGGGAUCAUGUUGUGCUACAAGAAGGAGAAGGAGUUUGGCGACUCGAUCGAUUUGGUGGUUUAUGAGCGAUAUCCCAAAUGCGGCGGCGUCUGGUACGCCAACAAGUAUCCCGGCUGCCGUUGCGACGUGCCCUCCCCAGCCUAUCAGUUCUCCUUCGCGCCCAAGCCCGACUGGUCGCGCUACUAUUCGCCCUCGGCCGAGAUCCAAACCUACUACGAAAGCUUCGCCCGCGACCACGGCUAUCUAGACCGAUACAUCAAGCUCUCACACGAAGUAACCGGGGCGACCUGGGACGAGGCCACGAGCCAGUGGAUUCUCUCCGUCACCGAGACGACCGAGUCCGGAACGAAGCUGCGCAGCUUCGAAGACCGCGUCGACUUCCUGGUCGCCAACAUCGGCGUGCUGAACACCUGGAGAUGGCCCGAUAUCCCCAACCGGGAAGCCUUCCGCGGGAAGAUGACCCACUCGGCCGAUUAUGAUACGAGCCUGGACCUCGCCGGCAAGACGGUCAUCGUCAUCGGCUCGGGCGCCUCGUCUAUCCAGAUCAUCCCGGCGAUCAAGAAGACGGCGGGAAAGAUCAUUUCGUUCUACCGUACGCCUCAGUGGAUCAGUCCUGGCCUUGCCAUGGAGGGCUACACCGAUGCUCAAGGCCGGAACUUUGACUACACGGACGAGCAAAAGCAAUUCUUCGCCUCCAACCCGGCGGCAUAUCUCGAGCACCGGAAGGCCUUGGAAAGCAAGAUCAAUUCCAGCUUCCGUGGCAAUAUUGCCGGUCACCAGAUCCAGAAGCUCACUCGAGAGGCAGUUUCCAAGCACAUGGCCUCCACCCUGAAGAACAAGGAAGGUCUCGUCAAGCGUCUGGUGCCCGACUUCCCCGUCGGCUGCCGUCGCCUGGGUCCAGCCGAGGGCUUCCUUGAAGCGUUCCUCGAGGAAAACGUCGAGCUUGCCAGCGGCGAUAUCGCCAGCUUCACUGAGAAUGGUGUGCGUACGACCGAGGGUGUCGAGUACGCGGCCGACGUGAUCAUCUGCGCCACUGGGUUUGACGUCAGCUUCCGACCUUACUUCCCCGUUGUUGGUGUCAACGGCGUCUCCUUGGCCGAGGCGUGGAAGGAUGAUCCGUCGGCUUACCUGGCUAUGGCUGCUAGUGGAUUUCCCAAUUUUAUGAUCGGCUCUCUCGGCCCAAAUUGCCCUGCAGGACAUGGGUCAUUUGUCACAGUGCUCGAAGCCGCGCAGAACUACAUUUGCAAGGUGAUACGCAAGAUCCAGACAGAGAAUAUCCGAUCCUUGGACGUGAAACCAGAAGCUGUGGCCGAGUAUAACGAACACGUUCACGAGUGGCUGAAGAGAACGGUGUGGGCAGCUGGGUGCAGGUCAUGGUACAACCGGGGGCGGCCGGGGGGGAAGGUGAUUGCGCAGUAUCCCGGGUCUCUGGUCCAUUGGCGCCUGAUGCUGGAGCAUCCGCGGUUUGAGGACUACAACAUCUCUUACCGCAGCCGGAAUAGAUUCGAGUUCAUGGGAAAUGGCUUCUCCGAACUCGAGGUUAGUGGCGGGGACUUGGCCUGGUAUUUAGAGCCCGCUUUUAUCGAAAAGCCGCUGUUUGAUCAUUGA
Phialemonium atrogriseum is the source of this 1899-nucleotide messenger RNA. RefSeq lists its product as uncharacterized. Gene Ontology annotation, molecular function: N,N-dimethylaniline monooxygenase activity; NADP binding; flavin adenine dinucleotide binding. The coding region runs from base 124 to 1899 and encodes 591 amino acids. The record is from RefSeq and is a predicted model, not a curated record. The transcript has 6 exons. Lineage: Eukaryota; Fungi; Ascomycota; Sordariomycetes; Cephalothecales; Cephalothecaceae.